This is a messenger RNA of Mya arenaria, 2749 nucleotides long. RefSeq lists its product as uncharacterized. The transcript has 4 exons. Lineage: Eukaryota; Metazoa; Mollusca; Bivalvia; Myida; Myidae. The record is from RefSeq and is a predicted model, not a curated record. Bases 222 to 872 code for a protein of 216 amino acids.
GGUUUUAAAUGUUUACGUGACACAAUCGUUCUGCUUGAGUUCAACUUGUCAAUAGUAUCAAAUUAAAUUGAAGGCCGCGCGACUCUUCAAUGGCAUUUUUGGAAAAUGGGUAUAUCUUAUUACACUGAAGAAACCUAUGACUAAGCACUGAAAAAUAUUGCCACUCUAACAGGCAGCAAAGUUUUAAUUGUGUUCAGCUGGAAAUACCAAAAGAAUCACAGAUGUCAUCAGCAUCCGGCUCGUUAGGAUGGACAUGGAAAGGCCAUUUGGCGUAUUAUGACUACCAAACAAAAACAGAGAAACAAUUCAAGAAAGUGCCGAAGCUUAAAGGUGAACUCGACAAAGAAGAAAUCGUUCGUGUAUACAAAUGUUUUCAUCCGAUGGCUAUCACUUUGGACAAAGCCUUCCACGAAUAUGUUAUUUUCCGAGCCAAAAAAAAUGGAACGGUCUUCUUUCAUUCGAUCGAAAAGAACUCGGAAGAGAUAGUUUGGCAGAGAUCAAAGGAUUCGAAAGACGUUUUAUACAGGCUUAAAAAUGUGGCUCGUCCAUCGGGUAAGGUCUCGGAGAAAAGCGAUGUGGAAGGAGACAUCCAUGAUCUUAUAGAUUGGUUGGAAAACGAGAGUCAGAUUACUCGGAAAUACAAUGUUUUGUAUGAUAAUUGUCAACAUUUUGCAGCGAGUGUGUACGGUGCUGUAAACCAAUUCAAAGCAGAGGGAAUGCCUGAAGAUAUAAUGGCUCAUCCAGAAUUAAGCGCAUCAGACUCUGAUGCUGACAUGAUCGAUGCGUUCCAAAUUUUGAAUGAUGAGAUAACUCGGAGUUACCACGAGUAUGAACGUCGUCAAAAGCGGGGAUUAGCACCAGUAGAUCAUUAAAAAAUGGACUAAAUACAAACACAGAUUAAUAACGUUUAAAUAUUGGCUCUCACGAAAUCAUUUUUAUUACAUCCAAUUCGGUCAAGUAUGUGAAAAGACUAUUUUCAGUUUUGAUUUCAGUAUGUAGUCAAUUCCAUCAUUUCAAUUUGAAUGGUUUUGAUAUGAUAUGGUGGCAUACUGCUGCCGUAAGAUAAUAAGUAUCUUCCAUGGCCGAGAGUGUAAGAUAGGUUUUUCCCGACCCGAGCGUAGGAUGUUUUGCGGAAACGAGGUUCACCGAAUUUCUGCAAAACACCCUGCGCGAGUGUCGGGAUGAACCUAUCUUACACGAGCGGCUAUGGUAGAUGCUUUUUCUCCCACCUCAGUUAAACAAAACUAAUUAAAUAUGUAUUUUUGCUGGAACUCAUUUGUGCUUAGUGAAAAUAAUUGCGUAUUGAUAUGCGAUACCACGUGGUUGUCAUGGAUACGCGCGCAGUGAUCCAGUUAAUGUAAAUAGUCAAAUCGGUCUUUUUAAAUAGUUCUGGAAAAAUAGGAAAAUGAAGCAUUAUUUCUUGAAUGGUGCGUGAAAACUGUUUUUUGGGGACAUUUGAAGCGAGAAAUAAUUAAAUAGCGUUCUAAAUAUUACCAUAAGACAAGUUUUCCUUGAUGCUACCGACGACAGUCUUCAACAAGGGAGGUAAUUAUAAUGUGGUGACCGUUAAAAAGAAGUUCCAUACGGGCAUUUUAUCUUCGCCCGUGGGCAAGAUAAGAAUAUCUAGCAUGGUUAAAUUAUUGGAUCUACUUAUCUGAGGUGGGAGAAAACAUGAUAACGUUUGCAAAUUGUUUCGUAUUAGUUUCGGGAUAACAUUUAGCUAUCUAGUUAGACUAUUUGUAUAAAUAUGAAUAAAAUUUUGCAACGAACAUGCGUAGUAGUUUUUUUCCUAACUCUUCAUUCAGAAGUUUUUACAUCCAAAGAUGUUUUACCAUAUUGGCCAUGUAUCCUUACCAACCGCUACGGGAAAUGUUAAAUUAACAAUUGCAGCAGACACAACAACGUUGAAACAAGUGACACAACUUUACAAAUUAAAAAUGAUGAAUUUGAAAAACAAUUUUAACGUGAACUGGAGCCAUCACAGAAGCACUCGUAUAGUCAUAUAUUAAAAUUCUUAUUUAGUGUAUAACACCCACAUAAUACCAUAACCGUGUUCAUCCAAAACCAUAAUACUAUUCACUUUUUUACCAGGUUUUUAGCGAAAACAAUGUUAUUGGAAUGGAGAUGUUGUGGGGCGGAUGGGUGGGCGGGCGUCAUAUUUGGUUUCCGCCCAAUAACUAGCUAGCAUUGAUGGACAGUAAUGAAAGUUGGUGUGUAGGUAGCUUUUUGAAGAGAUACAAUGGAAUGGUUUUUGAGUGGUAAAUGUCAAGGUCACUGUAACUACAUAUAAAAAAGUAAAAAUAAGUAAGAAUUGAUGUAAAGUGAUGACAGUUGUUGUGUUGGUAGCUUAUGCGAAGAGCUAGCGUUUGAGAGACUAGGGGUCAAGGUCAAGUUCACUGUUAUUGAAAAUUUAAAAUUCGUUUUAGCAGGGGCGGUUCCAGGAAAUGACGACAUAUGGAUAAUAUCUUAGGGGCACAACACUGGCCCCUCCCUUUAAUCUUUUUUUCAAACAUUUCCCUUUUUUCAUAAAACUGUAAACUUAGACGAUUUGAGGGGGAGUGGGGGGUGCACCGGGUGCCACCAUCCCUUUUGGACUUGCUAGUGAUAUCACCAUAUGUAAUUAUUAUCAGUAGAGUAUAUAUGUAAAUGAGUAGUCAAACACAUUUGAGACAAGCUUUCUAGAAAGAAGUGUAUAUACAUUCUGGAGAAGAGACCCUUUAAAGGUAGAUUAUAAGUAUCUUCCAUGGCC